GAAGGUGAAGAGGAGGAGGGAGGAAGAGGCGUAAUCUCUACAGCCAGGGGCCCGGCCAAGGUCAGACUACACUCUUAUGCUCCUGAUUACAGGCCAAUCAACCGCUACCAUUCACCCAAUCAGUGCUGCUACACAAAAGGGAGAGAGAGAGAGAAAACAUCCUUGAAAUGAAUUAUUUUAAACCCGAGGACCACUUGGACUAAUUUGUUCCAUCUGUAGCGCGUAUGUGAAAUCAUCAUUAGGCCUCAGUGUGAGCUGCGGGGCACUGAUGUGGACCCGCACACCCGUGAAACGGUUGGAGACAUUUCACAUUCACAGAACCAGGGGAAGUCCCAAGACGCAUGGGCGAAAACGAUGGACACUCCCGCUCUCGGCAACGGGACGAGCGCGCGCAGCGACCCCCGCGCGGACGCGUCCUUCCUCCUGUUCAACUGCGCAGUCUUGACCUUGACCCUGGUCCUGGGCCUGCCGGGGAACCUGUGGGUGUGCUGGGUGGUGCUCCGGACCAAGAGCCUGCAGACGUGCAACAACGCGCUGCUGGUCAGCCUGGCCGCCAGCGACCUGCUCAAGUGCUCCGUGGACACGCCGCUGCUGCUCUUCUCCUUCCUGCGCUACGGGCAGCGCGGCCCGGUGUCCGUGUCCGUGUCCGUGUGCGUGUGCAGCCUGCAGCAGUUCACCUACGCGCUGUGCAGCUGCGUGCAGCUGCUCACGCUGGUCGGCAUCAGCGCGGAGCGCUUCCAGGCCAUCGCCCACCCGUUCCGAACCGAGGGGAGGAGGGCGCGGGUGCGCGUCUGGAUCCUGUCCAUCUGGGCGUGCGGCCUCGCCCUGGCCGCCGUCUCCCUGAGCCUCUCCGAGAAGGCGCUGCUGUACAUGCUCUGUCGGCCGCACACCGCGGGGCCCGACGGGGAGCGGGCCCAGCACUCGGAUCCAUUCGGACCCUACGUGCUGGUGCCGGUGUGGGGACUGUGCAUCACCCUGAUCGUCGUCCACUACUUGCGGAUCUUCAGAGUUGUGAGGCAGCACCGAAAGAAAGUGUUCAACCGGGGGGUCCAGCUGAGGCCGACGGUGUCGGGCGACGCGUGGGCCUGGGUCGGUGUCCCUGCGCCAUCGGCGCCGGGGACCCGCAGUCCUCUGCCGCCACCACCGCCCCCCCGCCGAGCGGUGCUCCUGGUGGCCGAGGCCCCCUGUGCGUCCGCUGGCAUCAGAGGGGCCCCGGGGAGACCCCCGGAGAUAGUUGGGGCAGUGUGCCUCAUGACACCCGGGGCCAGGGAGCGGGGGAAGAAACAGAUGGAGGGGAAAGUGGCUCAGCGUUUUGGGUACAUCAUCAUUGCGUUCACGCUCUUCUGGGCGCCCAUGGUGGUUCUUCUGCUGGUGAAUGUCAUCUCUCCUAGGCAGGACAGGAACAAACUGCUGAUGGAGCUGGAGACGUCCGCCAUGGUGCUGACGUGUAUGCAGGCUGCGGUGGAUCCUCUCCUCUACACUUUAGUCACCAGACAGUUUCGCUCUGAACUCCGCAAGAUCCUGUCCUCCGUCCCAGGAUGUCCACUGAAACAGAGAGCCUGAUCGGGUUCCAUCCUUUGAUACGGACGUGAUAUGAACCAGGCAAAUCCCACCGAAGUUAAGUGUGCACGAGACCCUUUUCUUUGUGGACACAGUGACUUUAGAGGCAGGUGAAGAAGGGAGCCCACAGAUUUUUGUAUUUGUGGCAGAUAUAGAUGUUUUAUCAGGCGUUUCACAGUCGGGACACAAGACAAGGUCAUACAUAAUAUCCAGCACCUGACAAGAUACGCACAGCAGUAGUCUCAACAACGACAGGUGGCAUAGGAGGGCAAAGCAAAGGGUGAGAGGAAAAGUGACCGAGCCCAGAAAAGAGACAAUCAAAGGAGAAUAUUCAACAGAGAAAGAGAGACAAACACAAUUAAAGACAAUCAAAGACAAAGACCUCUGUUCUUGUUGGUUGGGAAAUAUAAAAUGCAACCCCUUUGACACUUUGGCGCGAAAACUAUGCUUCUACAUAAUAAUUCAAACUGUGUCAUUUUGAAAGUGCAGCUGACGCAAAGCAACCUGUCAGGGAAACAGGGAAGGAAGCAGGAACUAAAUUGCGGCUAAUCACUGUCUUAGCAGAGAACAAAAAAAAAUAAUAAUACAGGGAACCUCACUUGUGCCGAGACCCACCCAUGGUCACAUCCUCGUAGUUUUCCAUAGACUCUCAAAAUGUUGGACUUGAUGUUGUGAAUAUGAAGUCAAUGUCUUUAACCCCCAAGUUUUAAAAAAAAAAAAUCACGCUGAAAAAAGCUCUGCCGGACUGUGCUCGUCUUCUUUUGUUCACUCCAGGUAAAUUUUGCGCACUUUUUUUUUUUACUAAACACCAAUACUGGAUCUAUGCAGCUGCCGUCACGGUGUACAGCACUAAAUAACCAGCAGUAGAACUAUGUCACUACGAAGGAUAUCAGAAGUAAAACACACCCUGUUCCAACUCAGUAGACUAUUUUUUUUUUUUGGCCUCCUUCUUUGGGGUGAUACUCACAUCAGGACCAGAGGAACCAAAAACACAAGAGGGGUCUAAAAGACCGUAGGGUUUUAUGUAGCGACGCACUGAUAUGGUACCAAUAUGCAAUAUAUUUCCACCCUCAUGGGCUGAUAUGAUGAUGAUAUGCAUAAUUCUAAGUCUUAGUACAAAUGCAUGUGUAAAAUUGUUUUUUACAUUUAUCUCCGUAUUAAGGUAAUUACAUACUUUAAAAAAAUUAAAUACCAUGAUGCAUUUUCCUGCUAGUGUUCUUUUUCUUUUUUUUUUAAAU
Messenger RNA from Scophthalmus maximus (turbot), 2798 nucleotides. Its product is annotated as D(4) dopamine receptor-like. The coding region runs from base 355 to 1563 and encodes 402 amino acids. The transcript is spliced from 2 exons. Gene Ontology annotation, cellular component: membrane. Gene Ontology annotation, molecular function: G protein-coupled receptor activity. Gene Ontology annotation, biological process: G protein-coupled receptor signaling pathway. Lineage: Eukaryota; Metazoa; Chordata; Actinopteri; Pleuronectiformes; Scophthalmidae. The record is from RefSeq and is a predicted model, not a curated record.